AUGACUCUGCUCGUGUCCCCACUGCACCUGUACUGGGACCUGAUGGACUUCACCAAUGAGCUCCGCGACAGCCUGUACCGCAUUGAUGACACCUGGAGGCACCGUAAUUUCAUCUCCGAUGAUGAUGACCCCCCCGCCUCCCUGAGCCAGGCCCUGGCCACCCACAAGAGCAGCCCAUGCACGCACUGGAUCUGUGUGCAAAUGAAGGCCUGGAAGUGGCCGCGGUCAGUGGCUGCACUCAAGGACAGGCGGGAUGAGAUGACGCUGCUGCUCAUGUCCACAGUGAGCCUGUACCGGGACCUGGAGGACUUCACUAGGGAGCUCCGGGCCACUCUGUAUCCCAUUGAUGGCACCUGGUGGCGCCAGGAUGUCCCUGUGGAUGAUGAUGACCCUCCCGUCUCCCUCAGCCAGGCCCUGGCCGCCUACAAGAGCACCCAAUGGACCACCUCGUUCCGUGUGGAAAUGGAGGUCAGGAAGUGGCUUCGGUCAGUGGAUGUACUUGUGGGCAGGAGGGCCGAGCUGGCCAGGAAGGCCACCAAGCUCCACAACACCUGCAGGCUGCAGCGCCUGCUCAGGGACACCAAGGCCACCCUGAAGAGGACAAAGAAGCAGUCCAUCAAUGUCCCCAAUGCCUUGGCGGCCAAGGUGGCCGUGGCCGGGCUGCUGUGGAAGACCAACACCCGCCUGACCAAGGAUCACCUGGGGAAGACACUUCCAGACGUCAUUGAAUUCUUGUUCAAUGGUGGUCUUGACAGCCCCAGUGCCUGUGGGAUGGCUGAGCGACAGGAUGAGGAGAUGCUGCCUGUGUCCCCAUUGCACCUGUACUGGCACCUGGAGGAAUUCACCAAUGAGUUCUGGACCACCCUGCACUGUAUUGAUGACACCUGGAGGCACCAGAAUGUCACCGUGAAUGGUGAUGACCCUGUCACCUCCCUGAGCCAGGCCCUGGCUGCCUACAAGAGCACGCCAUGGAUCUCCCAGAACCGUGUGACAAUGGCAACCAGGAAGUGGCAGGGGUUGGUGGCUGCACUUGUGAACAGCUGGGCCGAGCUGGCCCAGAAAGCCACCGAGCUCCGCAACACCUGGAGGGAGGUGGUCACUGAGGCGGCCGCCGCCCGGGCCAGGGCCCUGCAGGAUGAGGUUGCCUGUUAUUGGACAGCUCAAGAAAACAUGCUGCAGCGCAGGGUUGGGGACAUCGAGGCCGCCUUGAAGGGGACAAAUGAGGUGUCCUGUGAUGUCCCCAAUGCCUUGAUUGCCAAGGUGGCUGUGGCCGAGUGGCUGUGGGAGGCCAACACCCGCCUGGCCAAGGAUCACCUGGGAGGGACACUUCAAGACAUGAUCAACUUCUAUUAUGGUUGUGCUCCUGACAGCCCCCGUUGCCGCGGGGUGGCGGAGUGGUGCCAAAGAGCCAUCGAGGACAUCCCAAGGCUCCUUCGACCCCCAGAGGGUCCCCAAGGUGUCUCCAAGGUGUACCGAGUGAGCAUGGAGCCCCAAGAGCUGUCCCCAGCCCUGCUGCAGCCACAGGUCACUGUGGUGGCCAUCCUGGGCGAGCUGCUGGCCACCCUGCCCAGUCUGGACACGAUGAUGAUGCUGCUCCUGUCUCCAAGCUGCCUGUACUGGGACCUGAUUGACUUCACCAGGGAGCUCCAGACCACCUUGUAUCGCUUUGAUGCCGCCUGGUGGUGCCGCAGUGUCAGGUUCAAUGACGAUGACCCUCCCACCUCCCUGAGCCGGACCCUGGCUGCCUACAAGAGCACCAGAUGGACCACCUGUUUCCAUGUAAGACGGGCGACCAGCAAGUGGCAGCGGUCACUGUCUAUGCUCAUGAACAGCUGGGUCCAGCUGGCCAGGGAGGCCACCGAGCUCUGCAACACCUGCAGGGAUUUGGCCACCAAGGCGGCCGACAGGGCGGCCACCGCCGCCGCCACCGCCCGGGCCAGGGCCCUGCAGGAUGAGGCUGCCCGUUAUUGGACAGCUCAGGAAAACAUGGUGAAGUUUCGUCAGGCCCUGGGCGGGGAGGAGGGGGCUGAGGUGGUGGUCAGGCAUGAAGCCCAGGAUCACCUGGUGGGGACACUUCAAGACAUCAUCAAGUUUUAUUUCCAUGAUGGUCCCACCAGCCGCAGUGCCCGUGAGGUGGCCGAGCGGUGCCAAAGAGCCAUCGAGGACAUCCCAAGGCUCCUUCAACCCCUGGAGCGUCCCCAGAGCAUCCCCAGGGUGUCCCCAGAGACUAUGGAGAUUGAAGAGCUCUCCCUUGCCUUGCUGCAGCCACAGAUCACCGUGGUGGCCACCCUGUGUGAGCUGCUGGCCACCCUGCCCAGGCAGGACGAGGAGAUGCUGCUGCCCAUGUCCCCAGAGGGCCUGUACUCAGACCUAAAAAAUUUCACCAGAGAGCUGCGGGAGAGGUUGUACUAUAUUGAUGACACCUGGUGGCGCCGCGAUGUCACCUGGGAUUAUGAUGACCCUCCCGCUUCCGAUGAUGAUGAUGAUGAUGAUGAUGAUGAUGAUGACUCUUACACCUAUGAUGGUGAUGACCCCCCUACCUCCCUCAGCCAGGCCCUGGCUGCCUAUGAGAGCACCCCAUGGACGCGCUGCAAUCGUGUGACAAUGGAGGCCAGUAAAUGGCAAUUCUCAGUGUCUGUGCUUGUGAACAGCUGGGCCGAGCUGGCCAGGAAGGCCUCCAAGCUCCGCAAAGCCUGCAGGAAGAUGGCCACCAAGGCAGCCGACAGGGCAGCCACCGCCACCAGCCGGGCCACGGAGCUGCAGGCCAUGGCUGAUCACCUGGUGGGGGCACUUGACGACAUCAUCACCUUCAAUUGCCAUUUUCGUGUUCUCAGCUUUGCCGAUGAGGUGGCUGAGCAGGUGGCCGAGCGGUGCCAAAGAGCCAUCAAGGACAUCCCAAGGCUCCUUCGAUACCGGGAUCAUCCCCAAGGUGUCCCCAAGGUGUCCCCAAUGACUAUGGAGCUCCAAGAGCUUUUCCCGGCCCUGAUGCAGCCACAGGUCACUGUCGUGGCCAUCCUGGGUGAGCUGCUGGCCAACCUGCCCAGGUGGGACUGGGAGGUGCCCGUGUCCCUUCAGUGUCUGCACUGGGACCUGGAGGAAUACUCCAGGGAUCUCCGGGCCACCCUGCACUGCACUGAAGACACCUGGUGGCACAACAUUGUCACCUCUGAUGAUGAUGGACCUAUCACCUCCCUUAGCCAGGCCCUGGCCGCCUUCAGGAGCACCCCAUGGCCCCCUCAGAACCGUGUGACAAUGGCAGCCAGCAAGUGGCAGCAGUCGGUGGCUGUGCUUGUGGACAGCUGGGCCCAGCUGGCCAGGAAAGCCACCCAGCUCCACAACACCUGGAGGGAGGUGGCCACCGAGGCGGCGGACAGGGUGGCCACCGCCACUGCCCAGGCCAGGGAGCUGCAGGACGAGGCUGCUCGUUAUGGGACAGCUCAGGAAAACAUGGUGGAACUGGGUCAGGCCCUGGGCAGGGAGGAGGGGGCUGAGGUGGUGGCCGGGCAGGAAGCCCAGGUGAGGAGAAAGGCCAGGGUGGCUGCCAGAGAGGCAACAAGGGCCACCAUGGUGAGACAGUGGCUGGAGGUGGCCCUGGGGCUGCUGGAGCGCUUGGUGGCCGCGUGUGACGAAGCCACUGCGUUCCCCCGGGAGCUGCAGCGCAGGGUUGGGGCCAUUGAGGCCGCCCUGAAGGGGACAAAUGUGGCGUCCCCCGAUGUCCCCGAGGACUUGGUGGCCAAGGUGGCUGUGGCCGAGUGGCUGCGGGAGGCCAACGCCCGCCUGGUCAAGGAUCAGCUGGAGGGGGCACUUAAUGACAUCAAUGCGUUCUAUUACGGUUAUGGUCCCAACAGCCCCCAUUACCGCGGGGUGGCCGAGCGGUGCCAAAGAGUCAUCAAGGACAUCCCAAGGCUCCUUCGACCCCCAGAGUGUCCCCAGAGCGUCCCCAGGGUGUCCCGAGUGGGCAUGGAGCCCCAAGAGCUGUCCCCGGCCCUGCUGCAGCCACAGGUCACCAUGGUGGCCAUCAUGGGCGAGUUGCUGGCCACCCUGCCCAAUCUGAAUGAGGAGAUGCUGCUGGUGUCCCCAGGGUGCCUGUACUGGCAACUGGAGGAAUUCACCUCGGAUCUCUGGGUCACCCUGUACCGCACUGAUGCCACCUGGUGUUGCCGCAAUGUCACCUCCAAUGAUGAUGACCGUCUCACCUCCCUGAGCCAGGCCCUGGCUGCCUACAAGAGCACACCAUGGACUACCUGGGAUGAUGUGACAAUGGUGGCCAGCAAGUGGCAGCGGUCGGUGUCUAUGCUCAUGUACAGCUGGACCGAGCUGGCCAUGAAGGCCACCGAGCUGUGCAACACCUGGAAGGAGGUGGCCACUGAUGCGGCUGACAGGGUGGCCUUCUACACCGCCCGGGCCAGGGCCCUGCAGGACGAGGCUGCCCGUUAUGGGACAGCUCAGGAAAAUAUUGUAGAGCUGGGUCAGGCCCUGGGCAGGGAGGAGGGGGCUGAGGUGGUGGCCAGGCAUGAAGCUUGGGUGAGGAGGGAGGUCAAGGUGUCUGCCAGCGAGGCAACAAGGGCCACCAUGGAGAGGCAGCAGGCAGGGGUGGCCCUGGGGCUGCUGGAGCGCUUGGCGGCCGCGUGUGACGAAGCCACCGCGUUCCCCCGGGAGCUGCAGCGCCUGCUCAGGGACAUCGAGGGCACCCUGAAGGAGACAAAUGAGGCGUCUCCUGAUGUCCCCAAGGACUUGGUGGCCAAGGUGGCCGACGCCGAGCGGCUGUGGGAGGCGAAUGCCCGCCUGGCCAAUGAUCACCUGGCAGAGACAGUUCGAGACAUCAUCAAGUUCUUGUUCCCUGGUGGUCCCGCCAGCCUCAGUGCCCGUGAGGUGGCUGAGCGGUGCCAAAGAGCCAUCGAUGAUAUCCCAAGGCUCCUUCGACCCCUGGAGUGUCCCCAAGGUGUCCCCAAGGUGUCCCCAGUGACCAUGGAGCUCCAAGAGCUGUCCCCGGCCCUUCUGCAGCCACAGGUCACUGUCGUGGCCAUCCUGGGUGAGCUGCUGGCCACCCUGCCCAGUGAGGAUGAGAUUAAUCUGCUGUUCACGUGUCCAAGUGACUUUUACAGGGACCUGGAGGUCCUCACCUGGAAGCUCCGGGACACCCGGCACUGCAUUGAAGACUGGAGGCACUGCACUGUCACCUGGGAUGAUGAUGACCCUGUCACCUCCCUUAGCCAGGCCCUGGCUGCCUGGGAGAGCACCCCAGGGAUGUCCCAGAAGCGUGCGACAGUGGCAGCCAGGAAUUGGCAGGGGUUGGUAAAUGCGCUUGUGAACAGCUGGGCCCAGCUGGCCAGGAUAGCCACCAAGCUCCCCAAUGCCUGCAGGGAUUUGGCCACCAAGGCAGCCGACAGAGCAGCCACCGCCACCGCCCGGGCCAGGGAGCUGCGGGUUGAGGAGAUGAAUCUGCACGUCCCAAAGUGCCUGUACUGGGACCUGGAGAAUUUCACCAGCAACCUUCGCUUCACCCUGUUCUGCACUGAUAACACCUGGUGGCGCCACAGUGUCACCUCUGGUGAUGAUGACCCUGUCACCUCCCUCAGCCGGGCCCUGGCUGCCUGUGAGAGCACCCGAGGGACCACCUGGGACAAUGUGACAAAGGCGGCCAGCGAGUGGCAGUGGUUGGUUUCUGUGCAUGUGAACAGCUGGGCCGAGCUGGCCAUGAAGGCCACCAAGCUUCGCAACGCCUGCAGGGACGUGGUCACUGAGGCGGCCGACAGGGAGGCCUCUGCCACUGCCUGGGCAAGGGACUUGCAGGCCCUGGCUGCCCGUGAUGGGACAGCUCAGGAAAACAUGGUGGAGCUGAGUCAGGCCCUGGUCAGGGAGGAGGGGGCCGAGAUGGAGGACAGGUAUGAAACCCAGCCAUCCCCUCCCCAGCUGCUGGAGGCUCUGGUGUCCGUGGUGGCCACUCUGGGUGAGGUGACAGCCACUGUGACCGGGCCACGCAGGGGCGUACGGCGCUGUGUGCCCCCAAAGUUGCUGCAUGGGGCCCUGAGGAUCUUCACCUGGAGCCUCCGGGCCACGCGCAGUGACCAGGUGGUGGCGGCCACCAAUGAGGCCAUGGGAGAGGCUGUGGUGGCCCCCAGGCCGGUGAGGGUGGCCAUCAGGAGGAGACAUUGGGCAGAGGUGGCCCUGGAGCCGCUGCAGCGCUUGGUGGAUGUGUGUGACAGAGCCACUGAGUUUAUCAGUUACAUGGAGUGCCAGCUCGGGGACAUCGAGGCUGCCCUGGAGGGGAGAAAGGAGGCAUCCCCCGAUGUCCCCGAGGACUUGGUGGCCAAACCCCCUCCUCAUCGCUCCCGCCCCCCGCUCCCGGUGCUGACCGCGGGGGGGUCGCCCAUCUCGCGCUGCCGGGGGGGGUCUCGGGGCUCCCUCGGCGCCCCCAAAUUCCCGCCCCGCCCCCUUCCCCCGCGGCCUCAGCCCCGCUCCGCCGCCGCUGGGCCCCACCGGGACCACAAUGCCCACAAUGCACCGCGGUUCUGCCGGAAGCGGCCGCCGACACUGCCCCGGGGGAAACUUCCGCCAGUACUUCUGCCGGGCGCGGCUUUUGAGUGA
Messenger RNA from Melozone crissalis (California towhee), 6588 nucleotides. RefSeq lists its product as uncharacterized. NCBI's taxonomy places the organism in Eukaryota, Metazoa, Chordata, Aves, Passeriformes, Passerellidae. Bases 1 to 6588 code for a protein of 2195 amino acids. The transcript is spliced from 16 exons. The record is from RefSeq and is a predicted model, not a curated record.